Molecule: messenger RNA, 978 nt
Organism: Aspergillus puulaauensis
Lineage: Eukaryota; Fungi; Ascomycota; Eurotiomycetes; Eurotiales; Aspergillaceae
Exons: 1
Coding region: 1-978 (325 amino acids)
Molecular function (GO): oxidoreductase activity
Source: RefSeq, a predicted model, not a curated record
AUGAAAGCCAUCCUCAUAUCACAAUUCGGCCCUCCCUCCGUCCUUACCAUAACAGACAUCCCCACCCCAACCCCCUCCCCAGGGGAAGUCCUAAUCAAAGUCGCCGCGUUCGGGAUAAACCACGCCGAAAUGCACAUGCGCAAAGGUGAAUGGGCCGAAUGGACCCCCAUCAGCGGCAUCGAAUGCGUCGGCACCGUCGUCUCCUGCUUUUCCGGCGACUUUGAGCCCGGCACUCGCGUCGCCAGUUUAAUGGGCGGACUGGGCCGGACAAUCAACGGCUCGUAUGCGGAGUAUACAGUGGCCAAGGCGUCGAAUGUUGUACCGCUUGGCGAGGCCGCGGAAAAGUUGAGCUGGGCGCAGCUUGCUGCGAUUCCGGAGUCGUAUGCGACGGCUUGGACGUGCUUGUUUAGGAAUCUGGCGGUGGAAAAGGGACAGAGGUUGUUGGUUCGUGGAGGGACGUCGGCGUUUGGGAGGGCUGCUGUGAAUCUGGCUGUUCAGGCUGGGGUGCGUGUUACUGCGACGACAAGAAAUGAGGCCCGUAGAGCGGAUCUGAAGGCUCUGGGUGUGGAGGGUGUGGAGAUUGAACGGCCUCAGCUUUCGGACCAUCUCGAGAGGCAGUUCGAUGCUGUUCUCGAUCUUAUUGGGAACAGUACGAUUGUUGAUUCGUUGAAGCUGGUGCAUCGAGGUGGGAGGGUGUGUCUAGCUGGGUUUCUGGGUGGAUUAGCACCCGUUCCUGACUUCAAUCCGCUUCUGCAAAUGGCCAGUGGAGUACAUUUCAGCUUCUUUGGGAGUUUUGUCUUUGGGACACCGGAGUUCCCUCUGUUCGAUGUUCCGCUGAAGGAGAUUGUUAAUAUGGUGGCAGAGAAGAAGUUCAAGGCGGAGCCGUCGAGAGUUUUCAAGUUUGAGGAAAUUCAGGAGGCACAUCGAGUGAUGGAGGAGAAUCAGGCAAAUGGGAAGAUGGUGGUGGUUGUUAACUGA